UUUUUAUUAAGAAUCAGUUGAUUUGAGGGCGAUUUAUAUUGUAUUUAUCAUGGUGUAUCCUAGCCAUUUAAAUAUAAAUGUUAUAAAAUUAAAAACAAAAUGUAGCUAUUUUUAGAAAUCGAUAUGCUGAAACUCAAACCAAUCGAGAGCAUUGCUUUAGUCAGUUAUCGUUUUCAAAAAUUCCAAAUUCAGUUGGCUUAGCAGAUGGCUCAAGAUCCCAAAUGGAAAAAGGCUUACGACCGACUAGUCCGUGAGCACUUCGAUGAGCAAAGGCAGGUGCCUCAGCUGCAGAGCCAACUGCGGCACUAUGGGCACAAGAGGGAACGCCUGCGGAAAGAAAUCGAGAAGGAGAGCAAGGGCUUAAACGUCUGGAUAGACAUGAUGGACCGCUUGCGUCGCGGAGUGGAGCGCUUUAAGAAACACAAGCACCUUCUCACACCCAAAAAACACAAGCAGCUGCGACGGAUAAUGCGGAAGGUGCCUAUGAACACGUUGGAGGAGCGGGUGCGACUGAUGGAGGUGUCCGAGAAUUUGGUUCCCAAACCGUGUAAGGAUAGCGCCGUUACGAAAUCAGAAGAAGGCCGGAAUGUCCCAAGGUACUCCGUGCCGGUCGAGAAGACAUGUGAUCCCAAGACUCAAGCACCGAUGGACAAGCGGCUGUCCAGGAUUAAAGCCGAUCUGGAAGCCCUGCAACGGAUCCACGAGCAGACCAUGGGCGUCGUCAGUGAUAUACGUGCUAUAAUGGCCACCAUCAACUAUUUGGACCGGGGCUAUUGCACCAACAUAAAGAUCACUCCCUAUGUGGAGACCAAGAAAGAUCCUUCGCCGCCUAUGAAGGCAACCAUCAAACUGGACCGUCUGCGAAGGACCAAGCAUAAGACGCAUUACACUCGGGAACUCAUGGAUGUCCGGCCACCCUACAUCCUUGACCAUGUGCCGCAGCUAAAACCAAACAUCUUUGACUUUCCGGAGAAGAAGUCUAAGCGCCUGAAUUAAGCCACUUCUGGUGGGGACAAUAAUUUAUUACGCCAAGAAUUAGUCUACUUAAACAUAGUCUAAUUGAACAUGUUCAAUGCUACGCUAAUCCUGUCCAGCUUCCGUUCGAUAUUUACAAUUUACAAUAAACUCGUUGAUCAUCGUUAAGCAGGGGUUGGGAGUUUUAUAGAGAAAAGCUUUUAAGCCAAUAUAUAUCUCUGUAAAGUUCCCACCCGUUGUUGGAUGAUCCUUGAACUAAAA
Molecule: messenger RNA, 1236 nt
Organism: Drosophila rhopaloa
Lineage: Eukaryota; Metazoa; Arthropoda; Insecta; Diptera; Drosophilidae
Exons: 1
Coding region: 205-996 (263 amino acids)
Source: RefSeq, a predicted model, not a curated record